GCGUUUAUAGAGCCUCGAACUUCGACACCGUAAGGAAAAAAAAAUAUGCCAAUUCAGUUGGUUUCUAGCUACGACGACGACUGUUUCGAAAAUAUUAUCACCGGUGGAGCUCGAAGAACUCGUUAAUAACGUCGGUUGACAAAUUUUAUGCAGAUAUCGAGAAUUACCGGUGAGUAAAAUUAAACAGAAAAAUGUCAAAGGUGUACUCGGCGGCAGAGGUAGCGAAACACAACACGGCUAAGGAUCUAUGGAUCGUGUAUCAAAACGGCGUGUACGAUAUUACAAAAUUUUUAAGCGAGCAUCCAGGCGGGGAGGAAGUCUUGUUGAAUUUAGGUGGACAAGACGCGACGAUAUGUUUCGACGACAUUGGACACACCACCGAAGCUAUACAACUUCGUGAGAACUACAAAAUUGGAACGGUGGAUGGUAGCCUUUCCGGAGACACGACAUCUUCCCCAGGCACGUCUUCUGGCGGCGUGCAAGACACAGUAGACGACGACACCUGGGAAUAUGAGCCACCGAAGCACGAACGGUCACCGUGGCUACCGGUGAUGAUCGCAGUUGCUGUUGUCGUCUAUGCAUCUAUAUUUUAUUACUUCUGGUACUCGUAAAGGAGAUAAAGUCAGGAUAAAUGCGCGAUCUUGACGAAUAAAACGAUUAUUCGUUUGUACGAA
Bombus pyrosoma is the source of this 674-nucleotide messenger RNA. RefSeq names its product cytochrome b5-like. The transcript has 3 exons. Gene Ontology annotation, cellular component: intracellular membrane-bounded organelle; membrane. The coding region runs from base 192 to 611 and encodes 139 amino acids. The record is from RefSeq and is a predicted model, not a curated record. Lineage: Eukaryota; Metazoa; Arthropoda; Insecta; Hymenoptera; Apidae. Gene Ontology annotation, molecular function: heme binding.